AUGUAUCUGGAUGUGAUGGUCGAAGGAGAAAGAGUGCUGAUGGACAUUGAUUUCAAGAUGAAAUUCGAGAUUGCUCCUCCCACCAAGAUAUCAGUGACACUUUCCUACGUUUUUGUGGGAAAGGUGGAUUGGCUGAAGAGGAUUGUGGCUGUUUUUUCUAAAGCUGCAAAGAAAAUCUUGAAGAAGAAAGGGCUUCUGUUUAGAUGCUGGCAUGCAAAGUACGUGUUAGCCAAAUGGUUGCCUCCUUAUGUUUGUGCUAAUCAAGGAGAAACCAGAGACCAUGAUGUUAAUGCUUAG
This is a messenger RNA of Microthlaspi erraticum, 297 nucleotides long. Lineage: Eukaryota; Viridiplantae; Streptophyta; Magnoliopsida; Brassicales; Brassicaceae. The record is from the annotation of a GenBank genome assembly.